This is a messenger RNA of Eriocheir sinensis (Chinese mitten crab), 4950 nucleotides long. RefSeq names its product mucin-3A-like. The record is from RefSeq and is a predicted model, not a curated record. The transcript is spliced from 3 exons. NCBI's taxonomy places the organism in Eukaryota, Metazoa, Arthropoda, Malacostraca, Decapoda, Varunidae. Gene Ontology annotation, biological process: chromosome segregation; mitotic cell cycle; kinetochore assembly. Gene Ontology annotation, molecular function: protein heterodimerization activity; DNA binding. The coding region runs from base 203 to 4144 and encodes 1313 amino acids. Gene Ontology annotation, cellular component: kinetochore.
AAUCUGGUCACACUCCAACAGGGCGGCGGCGCGGGGUGGUUGUGGCGUCUCGGUUUGAAUCUUGGACCAUGAAUAUUAGUGCUCCAGGCCUGCCAUCCUCCUGCAGGGCUCACUGACGACACAAUUACCGCUCCAGGCCACGUCAGAAGCCAGUGUCAGGCGUGAUCGUUCUUUGGUUGGUGUGACACCGUAUAUUGGCACCAUGGACAACUCAAUGGACCGCCACUUGAACACCUCAAAUCGCAAGCUCCUACAGAACUUCAGGGAGGUAAUGGAGCCAAAGGACACUCCUUCUCCCGUAAGAUAUCAGGCAGCUGCAAUGAAGAAAAGACCUCCUAAGGGGAGCUUGAACAGGAGCAAGCAGAAGAGCAGACCAUCUAUAGGUAGCAGAGGUGGAGAAAACCUGCGUACUGAAGUCCUUCAUCGCCGGUCAGAGCAAUCUUUCAUGGACCAAACCCUCAAUGUCAGUGUUAUACAAGGCAUCAACCAGACUUACGCCAACAUUGCAGCUCCAGACAGCAGCGAAUCCUCUUUUAACUCAAGCAUUGAUUUGGAAAAAGGAGCAAGGUUUCGCAAACAGAAAAAGGGAAAACUGGAGACUGCACCUCUUCCUGCUGAGAUGAAGAUGACCAGACCUGCCUUGAAAAAGAAAAAGAAAGUUGCUCAGUCAUCUAGUACCAGCAAGGAGGCAGGGCCUAGGCAGAAGUUUAUCACCCAUAACACUGUAGCUCAAGAUACACAGGAUGUUGAGGCACAGGAUAAAUCUAAAGGGUUCUCCACUGAGGCAGGUAUAGCAAAGAAGACACAGUCCAUGCCACCAGAAGCUACAUCUCCACAAGGAGCUGAGCAUUCACUACGUACAUCUGCCAAUAUGGAUGUUUCCUCCAUAAGUGCCUCAUCCAGAAGAUCUGAUGCAACAUAUGAUUUUACAGCUGAUUAUGAUGAGACACUUCCAAACAUAUUGGACACGAAGAGGAAGUUUCGUAGCAAGCUUUCUUCACGUAAACUAAACUUGCCCUCUCUUAUUGAAGCCUUGCAAGCAAAACAAUCAUCUGCUAGUCCAGUAACUGUUUCUGAUAUCUUAGACACAUUGAAUGCUCCAGAGGUGCAGGUAUCUUCCCCAGACAAGGGAUCUCAAGAACCCCUGGAAGCUUCAGAUGAGGAAUCAAAUGAGUCACACAGCCCAGCCACAAGUGGUGACGAUGAAGCCAUUCUUCCACCGCUGAGCUUCAGGGAUGAUGAGGCAAACAGAUCCACAAUUUUGCGUGACACAUUUUUCUCAGAUGUUGAUAACACUUCAAGGAUAAGGUUGCACCUUGAAGAAACUGAUGGUGACAUGAAUCAGAAUCCACUACCCAAAACACCGGCCCCACCGGAGGAUGAAGACAUGAUAGUGGAUCUACAGAAAAGUGCAUCAGCAGCCCAGGGCAAUGGCAUGAGCCAGGUUAUUGAUGCCAGCCCCAUCAAAACACCCCCUAGGCCAAGUCUGGGUCCGAUCACUGAGGUCACGCCCACCAAGUCGUCAUCCAGUGAUAUGGCUCAGGUCAACGAUCCUGCUACCAGCACAGGCUCACCCGCACAGUCAUCACUGAAAGAAAGUAAAGGUCAGUCCAUCGAUGACUCCUCACCCAGAAGUUUAGAAGAUGUGGGUCAGGUCACUGAUGCCAACACCAUAAGAACACCCAUCAGGUCAUCACCAAGAAGAAGUGUGGGUCAGGCGAGUGCCAAUAAGUUAUCAAGAAGUGUGGGUCAGGUCGCAGAUGCCAUCACCACCCCCAUCAGGUCAUCACCAAGGAGAAGUGUGGGUCAGACCAGUGCCAGUAAAUUAUCAAGAAGUAUGGGUCAGGUCACUGAUGUCAUCACCACUCCCAUCAGGUCAUCACCAAGGAGAAGUGUGGGUCAGGUCACAGAUGUCAUCACCACCCCCAUCAGGUCAUCACCAAGGAGAAGCGUGGGUCAGGCCAGUGCCAGUAGGUUAUCAAAAAAUCUGGGUCAGGUCACUGAUGUCAUUGCCACCCCCAUCAGGUCAUCACCAAGGAGAAGUGUGGGUCAGGUCAGUGCCAGUAAGUCAUCACGAAGAAGUGUGGGUCAGGUCAGUGCCAGUAAGUCAUCACGAAGAAGUGUGGGUCAGGUCAGUGCCAGUAAGUCAUCACGAAGAAGUGUGGGUCAGGUCACUGAUGUCACCACCACCAAAAUACCCAUCAGGUCAUCACCAAGUAGAAGUGUGGGUCAGGCCAGUGCCAGUAAGCCAUCACCAAGAAGUGUGGGUCAGGUCACUGAUGUCACCACCACCAAAACACCCACCAGGUCAUCACCAAGUAGAAGUGUGGGUCAGGUCACUGAUGUCACCACCACCAAAACACCCACCAGGUCAUCACCAAGUAGAAGUGUGGGUCAGGUCAGUGCUAGUAAGUCAUCACAGAGAAGUGUGGGUCAGGUCACUGAUGUCACAACUACCAAAACACCCACCAGGUCAUCACUGAGUGAAAGUGUGGGUCAGGUCACAAAUGUCACCACCACUAAAACACCCAUCAGGUCAUCACCAAGUAGAAGUGUGGGUCAGGUCACUGAUGUCACCACAACCAAAACACCCACCAGGUCAUCACCAAGGAAAAUUGUGGGUCAGGCCAGUGCCAAUAAGUCAUCACGAAGAAGUGUGGGUCAGGUCACUGAUGUCACCACUAAAACACCCACAAGGUCAUUACCAAGGAAAAUUGUGGGUCAUGCCAGUGCCAGUAAGUCAUCACGAAGAAGUGUGGGUUGGGUCACUGAUGUCACCGCCACCAAAACACCCACCAGGUCAUCAUUGAGUGGAAGUGUGGGUCAUGUCACAGAUGCCACCACCACCAGAACACCCAUCAGGUCAUCACCAAGGGGAAACAUGGGUCAGGCCAGUGCUAGUAAGUCAUCACAGAGAAGUGUGGGUCAGGUCACUGAUGUCACCACCACCAAAACACCCACCAGGUCAUCAUUGAGUGGAAGUGUGGGUCAGGUCACAGAUGCCACCACCACCAGAACACUCACCAGGUCAUCAUUGAGUGGAAGUGUGGGCCAGGUCACUGAUGUCACCACCACCAAAGCACCCACUGAGUCAUCACCAAGUGGAAGUGUGGGCCAGGUCACAGACGUCACCACCACCAAGACACCCACCAGGAUAUCACCAAGGCAGGGUUUAAAAAGGAACUUAGGCUCAGUGCUGGUGAGUCCUCAGAAGGGGAGUGUAGAAGACAACACAGUCAUGGAUGUCUCUUUAGGAAGAAGUAGAAAUGCUGAGGCAAGGCAUAGGGAUACCACACCCAUAAUAUCUGAAGCAACUCCUGCUGAGGAAGGUGAUGAGUCUGAGGAAGAGGAAAACCCAAAGAAAAGAACAAGAACCAGUCAAUCUUUGCCUGAGGAUGAUGAACAUUCUUCAUUUUCUGACUUUGAAAAUGAAUACUCCCUGAUUCCAAUAACUGCAAGAACACCACCUAGAUAUAGGAGGGAUAUUCAUGAGGGAUAUGAAGUGAGAGAUGAAGAGGUGGAAACAUCACCCCUCACCAUAGAGGCCUCACCUCCUCCUCCUCCUCCUCCAGAAACUCCAAUAAAAGAACAACCUUCAACUUCUGCUUCUACCGCCAAAGUAAGACAAAUGACUAUGAGAGAGUUUCUGGAACAACUGAAGAAAAAGCCAGUGCAGCCACCUCUCACCAGACCCACCCCAUUGCUGCCCUCCCUUCUUGGCACAGCUCCCAGCUCCAGCCAACUCAAACCCCGUGGUAGGCCAAAGGGGAAAACAAGACGUAAGAAGCAGCUGCCAGCCAGUGUUUCCAAGCGCCUCACCAAGGAGAUAUUCACUCAAUUUGCCAAGUGCAGAGUAUCUAAACGUGCCUUGGAUGAGGUGGUGAAAAUUACAGAAAUCUUCUGGGAAAACUUAGUUGAUGACGUGUGCGCCAUGCAAACUACCAAAAAGCAUCCAACAAAGUCAAUCCAGCCCGAGGAUGUGGAAAAGUUGAUGAAGCGACAAGGCUUGAUAACAUCCAAGGAGAGCCUUGAGGUUUUGGUGGAACAGUUGCUUCCCAUGGAAAUGUGGAGUUUCUUUAAGACUUUCCCUGAGCCUGCCCAUAAUCCAUUUCCCUCUUUCACCGGCCCAUUUUAUGAGACUUAAAGUUUGCUCACCAGGAUGAAAUUGACAAGCAAAGGAAGUGUGAUGGGCUGUGGAAGUGUUGUUUCAACAUUAAUUAUUCUAUGUAUAAGAGAAUUAUGGACAGAUAAGUUAUGAUGGAAGACCACUUAAUGUUUCUCUGUCUACAUACAGUUGCUUCAGAUUACAUGAAUGUAAAACAUCAAGGUAUAUUUUUCUGACAAACGUUUGUUUACUUCUCGUUAUCUCAUUAUAUAUUCUAGCUUAAUUGAUUGUAUGAUGUAAUUAUGAUGGAAAUGAUAUGAUAUUUGAUGGAAAUGGCAAAAUGACCAUAAUAUGAAUAUUUUCAUUCAGUCUGUCAUUAAAACUAGGUAGCUUCAUAUUACAGUCACAUUGUCUGGUUAGCUUCAUAAAUAUUCUGUAGGUAAUAUUUUUGUAGAAAAUUGUUAUUUACAGUGUAGGUCUCGAAAUGAGAGUAGAUGAAGGCAUAGGCUAGAAUUUUAUAUUUUUUCUACAGUAAAGGAAGCUCCACAAAAAAAAAGCUCAGUGUUACUUAUGUCGUUUGUCAUUUUUUCUCAUAACUGUUUGAAAUCUAACCCAGCACUCCUAUAUUUGUAUGUAACACAACUUUUCCAGUCAGUCUAUGAAUAAACUGCAAUGUCAUACACUCCCUUACUGAUUUGGUGCCAGUUUUUGUUGUUCAUUCAGUCAUUUCAAGAAAAGUGAUGCUCUACUCAUCCAACAUUUCAUACAUUUAUAGACUGGUAUUCACUGUUAUCUUUGCAUUAAUCUUAUACAAUAUAGCAUUUUAUAGUAAUCUUCUCACUGGU